AUGGCAAAUCUAAGCCACCCAUCUGAAUUCAUCCUGUUGGGUUUCUCAACCUUUGGUGAGCUACAAGUGGUUCUCUAUGGACCCUUCCUGGUACUUUAUCUUUUGGCUUUCAUGGGAAAUGUUAUCAUCAUUGCUAUGGUCUUUGCUGAUGCCCACCUACACACCCCCAUGUAUUUCUUCUUGGGGAAUUUUGCCUUACUGGAGAUCUUGGUCACCAUGACAGCAGUGCCCAAGAUGCUUUCAGACCUCCUUGUCUCCAACAAGACAAUUUCCUUUACCUCCUGCAUGGUCCAAUUCUAUUUCUACUUUUCGUUUGGCUCUACCUCCUUCCUCAUCCUGGCAGACAUGGCUCUGGACCGCUUCAUGGCCAUCUGCCACCCUCUACGCUAUGGUACCCUUAUGAGCUGGGCAGUAUGUGCCUGGAUGGCAGGGACAGCUUGGGCAGCACCCUUCCUGGCCAUGGUGCCCACUGUUUUCUCCCGGGUGCAGCUUUCCUAUUGCCAUGGCAACAUCAUUAACCACUUCUUCUGUGACAAUGCCCCACUGCUACAGCUAACCUGCUCAGAUACAUCCCUUCUAGAGUUCUGGGACUUCAUUUUGUCUUUGGCCUUUGUCCUUAGCUCCUUCCUUAUCACCCUUAUUUCCUAUGGCUACAUCGUGACCACUGUGUUGCGUAUUCCUUCUGCAAGUGGUCGCCAAAAGGCUUUCUCUACCUGUAGUUCCCACCUCACCCUGGUCUUCAUUGGCUAUAGUAGUACAAUCUUUGUCUAUGUUCGACCUGGAAAGACUCACUCUGUGGAACUCAAUAAGAUGGUGGCCUUAGUCACUUCCAUCGUGACCCCUGUCCUUAAUCCCUUCAUCCUCACUUUCCGCAAUGAAACAGUAAAGACUGUUAUCCGAGGACAGAUUCAGAGGCUAAAGGAUUUGAAGAAUUCACCAUGA
Gracilinanus agilis (Agile Gracile Mouse Opossum) is the source of this 942-nucleotide messenger RNA. RefSeq names its product olfactory receptor 6V1-like. The transcript has a single exon. The record is from RefSeq and is a predicted model, not a curated record. The coding region runs from base 1 to 942 and encodes 313 amino acids. Gene Ontology annotation, molecular function: G protein-coupled receptor activity; olfactory receptor activity. Lineage: Eukaryota; Metazoa; Chordata; Mammalia; Didelphimorphia; Didelphidae. Gene Ontology annotation, cellular component: membrane. Gene Ontology annotation, biological process: G protein-coupled receptor signaling pathway.